AAGCAUUUGUCCUCGCCCGACAAGUUGGUCUUGUCUUCCUCAUGUUUUGACUCGGGAGUUUAUUUUCUAUUCUCUCGUCCGAACUCUUACACACAACGGUAUGCGGGUGAGCUACUGACAGGAACACACCCGUUUCUCAUAUUAUUAGCAGCUUCCUCUCCCGCUCGCCCUGUCAGACAGAAACGCUCUUCUACCGGGCACGACAUGCUGCUCUCGACGAGACGCACAAUUGCGUUGACGUGCAUCGUCAUCGUCUUUAUGCUUCUGACCGGCUACCAAUCCGUCAAGCACGACUACAUACCCAGUCCUUUUCACCUGGGACAAGUCCUGAAGAAUGGCACCAUCGGCGCGGCCUCGUCGGCGGCUUCGUCUCUCACGACACAGAAUCCAUUCUGGACUACCGAGCAGCUCGUGCCUCGAUUCGCUUACGUGCAGUACGCGACCGACAUUGACUAUUUGUGCAAUGCGGUCAUGAACUUCCAUCGCUUGUCGAGGUUCGGUGCCAAGCACGACCAGGUCCUCAUCUUUCCAGACAAGUGGACGGCAGGAGAGUCGCGGGAGGCCAAAGCCAUCAACAAGAUUAAGGAGGAGCUUCCUGACCUCGUCCUGCGGCCCUUUGGCCUCCUCGUCACCAACAAAGGCGACGCAACGUGGGCUCAGAGCCUUACCAAAUUCCACGCCUUCGACCUGACAGACUACACGCGCGUCCUGGCCUUCGAUUCGGACUCGCAGGUCCUCAACAGCAUGGAUCACUACUUCCUCGCCCCGAUGGCCGCUGUCGCCGUCCCGCGCGCCUACUGGCUUAACGAGAAGGACACACCCAUCGUCAAGCAGGUCCUCGGCUCCCACGUCAUGCUCCUCGAGCCCAACAAGGCGCGCUACGAGAAGAUUGUCCAGGAGGCCCUGCAGUCGGGCGACUUCGACAUGGAGGUUAUGAACCACAUGUUCAAGGACUCGGCCAUGAUCCUGCCCCAUCGCCGCCUCGCCUUGUUGACGGGCGAAUUCCGCGCCAAGGAGCACAAAAAGUACCUCGCCCCCGACGAGGACGAGGAAUGGAACGCCAUGGGCGAAGUUUCGAGAUCCUACCUGGUCCACUUCAGCGACUGGCCACUGCCCAAGCCCUGGAGGGCGCACAGCGACGCCCAAUGGCAAGCCGCCCUGCCCGAUUGUCCUGAGGAUGACAAGGACAAGCCCGAUCGCCCGAGGUGCGCUGACCGGACCAUGUGGACGGGCAUCUACACCGAUUUUAAGGCCGACAGGGAGAAGUACUGCAAGGCCUGGUUGUGAAUUGCAACAAGGUUGAACUUCUCAUGAUCCAUUCUUAUUUGGUUGAGCAACACAAUCUUACGUCAAGGCCCUUUGCCCGUUGGUAUCUGAUGAUGGUGGCAUCGGCUGCCAUCCGCCAGCCCCCAACACAUAGCAAAGAGAACAAAGCAAGGAACAUGUUCAGACACUCACUCCUUGUGUGGCGGGUGCCUAGCCGAGAAAGGUGCUCGUGUUUGCAGAGGCAGAAGGGAGCCCAGCGUCAAAGUGGUUCGUAUUGCAAUGCGUUCACAUUGCUUCGUCGACCUUGGCAGCAGCCCGGGGGGGUUCUUCAUUGGGGCGAAUCGCUCUGACGAUCCAAUCAGUCAGCGAACCUACAACCCGCUGACAGAGGACAAGAAUUGCGGCGGGGCCUUGGGGCCCUAGGGAGAAGACGUCGGACUCAAACUCCGACCCGACUCGGCCACACUUGGGACCCCGAUUCCGUCGCGCACUGCGAGCAACGGUGGUGGCCCUGGUUGUCACUCGGAAACGGCCCGCGGAAGUCGUCCUUGGGGAAAUUACUACCAAACAAACUGGAGUUGCCCAGCCAGAGUCUCGGCUUAGGGGUGUUUCCCCUCAUGAGCAUCGACUAAAAACCGGACCCCCUUGACUAGACUGGAAGUUCCAUGAUCCCAAGACUGACCGUGAGUGGGUCUCGGGUCGGGAAGCCGACGGCUGGGGAUAGAACCCGGAGAGGGAAUUGGGAAAUAAGAUGGAUCGCGCAACGUUAAAAGACCGUUCAUUUCCACUUACUCGAGUCCACUCUGCAGCACGUGUGCGGUCAGCACAUCCAAGAAGCUCAGCAACGAUGGAGAGAAGUCGAUCAGGGUAGGUCUAGGAUGCUUAGGCGUUGCCAGAGAGGUGGCCGAGAUAUCAAUCGAUACAUUGCACCUUUGAGCAAGCCAAACACCUAGUUUUACAAUCCAAAAGGAGGUACUGCUACAGAAAAAUCAUGUCGUGAUUCUGCAAGCUUUUGUGUAUUCAAUGGGCCAGUUGUGCAUGGCUAACGAGCCUCCUCGGCUUUUGGAUAGACCCAGAGGUAAACUGACCACCACUCGUCCGCUCCUACCUAAUUUGCGUAGUAGAUGCGUUACGAUGUUCAACUGGUGUCCAUCGCCCAGUCUUCCAUGAUUCGCCAUUAUUCUGGGCUUCUAUCAAAAGUACCACCCGAGGACACCUGAAAUCUCCCUCUCCCAACGAACUGGCUCGUGUGAGAAUACGAGUCUUACCCGGAAACACGCGCGGGAAUGCCCCUUCUACAGGGCACAAGUCGUAGAGUCGACAGCGCAAAUAUUUUUGAAAGCAAAAUUCUCCUCUAUCUGGGACCUAGACAACAAGGCGGCUGCUCUGUUUGUUACAUCAUCCAGAACCAGAUCCCUUGUGCUGUGACGCCCGGAUGGUGCGUAAACACGCUCACAAGUACCCGACUUAGCAACUGUCGCAAAGGACGAGAUUGGCCAUUCACGUAUGUGCACAAAGUCAUUGCGAGCGCUCACCGUUCAACAGCAGAACUUUGUCUAGCCCGUGUACCAUGGGCGAUAGGCGACGGCCGCAGCACGACGAAGACUUGGAUAUGUUCAGCUUCCUUCUGGCGUCCAGUUUGUUCUUGUCUUUCGGUGCCUACUCCCAGCACAUGACAUCCAACUUCCUCGGCGGUGCUGCAGUUCUGGACGUCCGUUAUGGUCCCAAUCGCGGCAGACCAUGCCUUCGUCGGCCGAGUGUGAGACAGUACGAAACGUCAGCUGAGUGUCCUCAACAAUACGAUUGUGCCUUUCGCUGAACUUUCACAUAGGACUUGUAGAUGAAGCUUGGCAACUUGAAGCUGUG
Messenger RNA from Colletotrichum destructivum, 3132 nucleotides. Its product is annotated as Putative nucleotide-diphospho-sugar transferase. The record is from RefSeq and is a predicted model, not a curated record. The transcript is spliced from 2 exons. Gene Ontology annotation, molecular function: glycosyltransferase activity. The coding region runs from base 205 to 1287 and encodes 360 amino acids. NCBI's taxonomy places the organism in Eukaryota, Fungi, Ascomycota, Sordariomycetes, Glomerellales, Glomerellaceae.